Molecule: messenger RNA, 1548 nt
Organism: Acanthaster planci (crown-of-thorns starfish)
Lineage: Eukaryota; Metazoa; Echinodermata; Asteroidea; Valvatida; Acanthasteridae
Source: RefSeq, a predicted model, not a curated record
UUCCGGUUUAGCUUUGUAUCAUCAAGCGGCACAAGAACCUGGCAUGUCCGGUAACGGGUUGUUUGCUGCAGUCGGGAAUUUAAGGGCAGUGCAAUGGGUGCUAAGGAAUCACAUCAAAGACACCAAGAAGGGCAUUCCUCCAAGGCAUCACGUGAAAUCAACAGUCAACUGGAACACUUCUUUUCGAUCGUUGCAAAUGGUGAUAGAGUAAGCAGAGCCAAUUUUGUUAAUUAUUUUCCUGAGGUUGGUCGACCACUUGCAGAGAGACUGUUCACCUGUAUCAGUCCAUCAGAACCUGAAAGUACAAAACAGAAGUGUGCUGAACUGUUAUCACGGAUCCUGUCUGUAGCUACGACAUCAGCACAAAGCAGUGUGUAUAUUGCCACCUUCAGUGGUAUCACUCUCAAACCUCAAGAAGUAACAAACCUUCUUGAGUCGGCACUUAAGUUCUCCUUGCUCAGCGCUGGAAUUCCAGAGCAGCGCAGCGAUGCCGACAACCAUGCCAUUGGGGCAUUGGCCAGCGAGCUGACUUCCAAAAGCAUGAUCACAUCGGCUGUUGAGUGGAUGGAUGUCAACUGUCCGGAGCUGUUCACCGAGAUGCACCGGACCCUGGUGGGAUGGCUGCGGGGACAGGAGUCUUGCAGCUUUGCCAGUGUCGAUGGUGAAUUUUCCGGCCGGCUGCUAUGCAAAGCUUGGUGGUGGAUCCUUCAGUCCUCUCUCCCAAGCAUCUUUACAAAGAAAACCAAACACAGAUCAACUCAACAGUCUACGGGCACUGCAGAAGAACCAGCAUUGGACAAUCUUUGGGAUCUGCUCUACAGCAGCUCAGACCAUGGGCUCAGCACCAACCGGCUCCAGCAUCACGUGUUUGGGUACCGAGGCCCAACGCUCAUGAUAUUAAGCUGUGACGAGGAAUAUGUGUAUGCCGUGGCAGUGGACACAGAGUGGAGGGAAGGGACACAGUCUUGGGGAGGAAGUAGUUGUUGCAUCAUGAGACUGUCACCUGAUGUACAGAAACUUGAAGAGGGUGAUAAUAUGAUUUUCUUCAAUGAUCGAUCGCGCAACAUGCCUCGAGGUAUAAGCGUUGGACGGAACCCCAAAAAGAGAGUACUCACCUUCAAGGAAGGGAUGGAGGUUGUUGAACACAACCACAAGAGUGUGCCUGUGCGUACACUGGAGGUUUGGGGCUGUGGUGACUCUGCAGUAAGAACAGCCCAAGCUAGACAGAAGAAGAUGGAACUAAAGGAUGCUGAAAGAGCAGCAAAGGUGAAGCUUCCAGGGCAGUGGGAAGACAACCCCGACAGGUUGCUACUGGAGCUGGGCGGAGUUAAAGUCAACCAUGCUGAGCAGUUCGCUAGGGAUUGAUCACACUACUGCCUUUAUCAAUCAUACUAAUUCAGAAGGGGUUAAAACGUCCUAGCCAAUGUACAAUGAUGUACAUUGCUGCAAACCUAUUCUUAUUUAGUGCCAACAUCAAAUAUUUUCUAUUGCUGGAGGUCAAUUUUCUUUUGCCCAAUGCGUAAUGCAUAAAUGGGUCAUUCCAUGAGG